Molecule: messenger RNA, 1407 nt
Organism: Impatiens glandulifera
Lineage: Eukaryota; Viridiplantae; Streptophyta; Magnoliopsida; Ericales; Balsaminaceae
Product: spermidine sinapoyl-CoA acyltransferase-like
Exons: 1
Coding region: 1-1407 (468 amino acids)
Source: RefSeq, a predicted model, not a curated record
AUGGCCGUCGCCCAUGAACCCAUGAACCCUAACUUUCAUUUCCAGAGAAAGGAACCUAUUCUUGUGAAGCCCUCAGAACCCAUACCUUCUCAAACCCUUUCUCUCUCGACUCUCGACAACGAAUACUUCGUCGAAAAUCACACGUACACCCUCUACGUUUACAGGCCAAGGACCAAUCCCGAUCAUACUCUAUGCUCUGAUCCUGCUUCCGUAAUCAAACAGGGCCUUGCAAAAGCUCUUAAUUUCUACUACCCUCUCGCCGGGAAAAUCAAGAGACACCCCGAUCGGAACCUCCGUAUCACUUUCGACGCUGAAGAUAACGGUGUCCCGUUCGUGGAGGCAAGCGUGGAUAAAGACCUCAUCUCAGUUAACUAUAUGGACGGGGUGGGCUCUUCUGUCGCUAAAGAGUUCGUCUUGUGUGAACCCAUCAACCGAGAAGAGCCCUACAACCCGCUCCGUAUCCAGGUAACCGUGUUUUCGUGCGGAGGAUUCGUCCUCGGGAUGAGCCUGUCGCACUCUGUUUGCGAUGGAUUCGGUGCAGCUCAGUUGUUUAAAGCGUUGGUUGAGUUGGCUGGUGGGAAAACUGAACCGUCGGUGAUUCCUGUUUGGGAAAGGGAGAGAUUGACUGUAAAGAUAUUGGAUGCGGAUUUGGAGGUGGAUAUGACACAACCAAUACCGAACGUAUUGGAUUUGGGGGUAUCCCCGCAUUUUCCGACGUUAGAGCUGAUGAACGAAUGUGUCGGGAUUUCUGGCGACGGAUUAAAGAGGUUAAAGAUGAAAAUAGCGACGGAAAUGGGAGACGAAGGGAGUAGCCUCACCACGUUGGAGGCUAUCACUGCUUACGUUUGGAGAUCGAGAUUCCGAGCGUUGGAGUUGAGUCCAGAUGAUAAGACGAUGAUGUUCAUGACGAUGGGGUUGAGAAAUUUGCCUGAAAUCAAUUUACCGAAAGGUUAUUACGGAAAUGCAUUCAUAGUAACGUCGCCAAUAGUAGUUUUAGGGAGAGAUCUAAACGAGGGACCUCUUUCCAAUAUUGUUAAGUUGAUAAAGGAGAGCAAACACAUCUCUUCUCAGCAUGAGUAUAUCCAACGCUAUUUGAGGAUAACGGAGACAAAUCGAUUAAAAAACGAGAUGAAAAUCUUUGAAAGCAUGGGAGGAAUAUUCUCACUGUCGGAUUGGCGACGAUUGAAUUUGUUCGAGGAGGAGGAUUUUGGGUGGGGUGGGUGUUCUAACGUCGUUCCACUUCCUUAUAACGUUGUGGGUCAUAAUGACUUGUCUGUUUUCUUGCCUCCAUACAACUUGGAUCAUUCCAUGAAAGAUGGACUUAGGAUUUUCAUUGGCCUACCAAAGGUUUCCAUGAAAAAGUUUAAGCAAGAAAUCAAUGUUCUUCAUAACCCUAGCUACGUUUGA